UGCGCGCGCGCGCCCCCGCCUCUCCUACUCGCAAAGGAUGCCGGGUACUGAGGUUUGAAGUCUCUGGCGGGAGAUAGUGAGCGGUAAUCGCCGUGUUCAGUGUUUGUGUGCUCGGACCGAUCUCUUCCCGCCAUGGCUGCCCGGACACACCGCAAGAGGAAGUACAGCUUCACCACUGGAGACGGAAGUUGUUCGUCAUUUGGGACCCCUAUCAAGAAGUUGAUAGUGGACUGCAGCGUCGUCCUAACACCCCUCCAACCCAGGAACUCCAAUAAGAGCCACGUCGUAAAACGUGUGCCCACGCCGGCCUACACCACUAUGGAAGACCCCAAGGAGAAGGAGAAUUUUGAGGCGUCUCCUGUCAAGUCCAGCGUGGCCAGGAAGCUUCUUGUCUCUCCUCCAGCAGAGGACGAUAUGGAGAAUGAUGCCUACGCCUUUCCACCGCUGAAGUCGCCCACCUCUGCACAGAAGGCCAUGGUGCCGACCAAGUCUUUUUAUAAGAAAGGUGCUUUGUACGUUGGCCUGUUGGAGAGAAAACUGAUCAAGGAAACCAAGUCUAAUGGUGGUGUGAUCCCCUCGCCUUCGGCCAGCAACAAAAUAAAGAGUCCCAAGGCGAAAGAUUCUUUGAAAUUAAAAAAAAACAAAAGGCCACCAAGUCAGAAAAAGAGGGCUCCUAGUCGAGAGGUACCAUCCCCCAAAACGGUGAAGAAAGUGGAGGGAAAGGAGACCACCGCACCAGUGGCCACAGAAAUCCAUGCCCCCAGUCCCCAAAAGAGCGCCAUCUUGGGGUUAAAAGUGAAACAGAGGCCCAAACUCACAAUGGGAGCAGCAUUUUUUGCUACCAGUAAACGGCCCUAUUCAUCACGGAAACUUCCCGCUCACAUCAAGUUCCCUUUGUCUUCCAAGCCAAAACCCUCACAGCAGAGCAGCACUCAAAGUACAGGUCCACUUCCCAGUUCUGAUGAGAAGGUGAAGAAGAGCGCUGGUCUGGAGAGUAUGUCAAGGGAAAAGAAGAGCGCUGAAAUCGUCAAAACUAGUGACCUGAAGGAUGGGAAACCAAAAAGUGGAGGAAUCCGGGUUCCUCAACAACCAAAAGUCACAAAACCACCCCAACCUUCCAGGCAGGAUGAUACGGAGGCACAGGAAGCUGAAAGUCAUCUCCACAGUAUGUUUGAUGUGGACGACUCAAUCCUGAAAUCAUCAGACAAGAAAGUUUUAGGAUCCUCCAUUUAUCCCAUCUUCAGUACACCGUCUGCCGCAAAGAAAAGGCCGUUUGACUUGCGGGCAGAGAUGGCGUCCCCUGUUUGUGCCAGCACCCCUGUAGGGACCCUGGCACACUUAAACAAAAUCCCCAAAUCCAGCAAGAAGAGAGACUCCAGCAAGGCAGAGGAGGACCAGCUGAUUAUUGACGCCGGGCAGAAGCAUUUUGGUACUGUGGUGUGCAGCACCUGCGGUAUGAUCUAUUCAGCAGCCAGCCUGGAGGACGAGACUCAGCAUGCACAGUAUCACCAACGUCUACUGGAAAGCAUCCACUAUGUGGGCUGGAAGAAGGAGCGGGUUGUGGCGGAAUUCUGGGAUGGAAAAAUUCUGAUGAUUUGCCCGGAUGAUCCGAAAUACGCCCUCAGAAAGGCGGAAGAAGUGCGGGAGCUGGUGGACUCGGAGCUCGGCUUCCAGCAGACAAAUCUGAUUUUCCCAAGCAAAGCCAGGACCUAUCUGUUUGUGUCCAAUGACAAGACGAUUGUUGGGUGUCUGAUCGCAGAGCCAAUCAAACAGGCAUUUCGAGUCCUGCCCGAGCCCGUCCCGGAGGUGAAGUCUGCCCACGAUGACGCUUUGGAGCGACACAGAGCUUGGCGAUGUUCUUCUGACCCAGAGCCGGCCAUCUGUGGGAUCAGUAGAAUCUGGGUCUUUGCACUGAUGCGCAGAAAGGCCAUCGCCAGCCGCCUAGUGGAUUCAAUGAGGAGCUCCUUCAUCUUUGGCUCUCACCUGACAAUGGAGGAAAUCGCCUUCUCAGAUCCAACGCCGGACGGCAAGCUCUUCGCCAGCACCUACUGCAAAGUCCCCGACUUCCUGGUCUACAACUUCCUGAGUUAGAGAGUUUUUUUUAGUUUGUUUGAGUUUGUAUAUUUUUAUUACUGGAGAGAGAAGUUAUUGCAGAAUGACUUGGUUGCACUUUGCCUGUUUUUAGAGGUUUUAUUUGCUGCUAAAGGGGAAUUUCCUCGUGUUGGUUUGAUAAUGUUGUGAUUGAGAGAGGAAGUUGAAUCUGGUUUUAUAGAGUGUGAAUUGUAAAAAAUAUUCCUUUUGUACAUACAUUGGAUCUGUGCCUUGCUGAAAGCGAUGGCACAUCCAGUUAUAAGUUAAAGUUGUAUUAAAACCUCCGCUUUUAUUUCAUCUUCCCCUCUAAGUCCAUUUUAAUCGUGUUUUUUUUGUUUUUGUUUUUUUUGUUCAAAAAUCUUUUAAACCUAUUGCCACCCACGUAACAAAAGGGGCGAGCUGUAAUGUCCACAUGUAUGCAGCACCGGGUGGCCCUGGUUCUGUACGGAGAACUUGCGGUCAGAAAUGGGCCAAGCUGUCAAACAGUUUUCAGCCCCCACUAACAAUUUGCGGGACCGGAUCCCAAUCAUAGUGACCACUCUGACAGCCAAUCGUAGUGGUUGCAUGAUCGCCGAUCCUUCCUGACCAGCUGAGCAUUCAGAACUUUGUGUCAAAAGGUUGGGUACUAAAGGGACAUUGGGGCAGGUGGGAAGGGGUUACAAGUUGGCUGCCAUUGUGUUCACUCUCUGGCUGCAUCCCCAUGUAGGGAGGUUAUUGUGAAAAUCGCACGUAAGAGCUGAUUACAGCAGCACAGCUGUCGGUCCAGGAGCUGGUGGGCAAAGCAGCACAGCUGUCGGUCCAGGAGCUGGUGGGCAAAGCAGCACAGCUGUCGGUCCAGGAGCUGGUGGGCAAAGCAGCACAGCUGUCGGUGCUUCCUGUACCAGGUGUAGUCCCCGAAGUGUGCACAUGGGGGGGGGGGGCAGCUAUGCUGGAGCUCUAGAGACCCUGCAAUUCAGCCUUUUAGAUGCAAUUGUUCAUAGGAAGAACUUAUAGAUCCUCGAUUUAAUAGUUCAUGGGUUUUGAUAAAGAUUGUGUUAAAAAUUGCCUCAGAUUGGUAUUUGUAAUGACAGUUUGGGUAAAGAUGGAAACAAGUUGUUCCUGGCCCGGAAUCCAUUCUGGGCAUCUUGCUGCCUGAUAUAGGUACACUCGUCUUUUGGUGGUAUGUGUGAUACUCCGAGGAGGAAGGUUGAGGGAGGUAGACACUGAUUAUGAAGUGUUUAAUGCAGGGCUUCUAGAAGCCAGGUUGUGAAUGGCGAUAUGUAACUUGUGUCGCAAUCAACGUAGAUGCCCAAACUCCUGCAUUUGUUUGCAUGUGGUGGGCACUCAAUCUUAUUUUUGGGGUGGGGGGGAGUCUAUGUGCUUGAAUGUAACUUGCAUUUUUUUUUACACUUUUUUUUUUUUUUGGAGACUGGUUCUCUUUAAUGAGACCUGCAGUGUCUAAAAGACCCCCCAAUGUUUCCCCUGUGCUCCACUUAAUGUAAUUGAGUGCAGAUCACACUGCGGUAUAUUGUUUGCCGGCCAUGCUGGCUAGGGAAGCUGUUGAAGGAACAAGAUGAGGAGAGUGGACAUGUGUCUGCUCGAUCGCCUUCCCAUUUACUGGGCGGCACCUGCUAGACCAGUCCCAGGCCCGCAGAUGGGCAAGUGGAGCCCGGGAUACAUGGCAGGGGGAAGGCAUUUUUCCCCGCGUGUGAGGAAGCAAUUGGGUAGCAGCAGAGCUCUGUUGCUUACUCACAGCAGGGCUAAAUGUAAAAAAA
Messenger RNA from Rana temporaria (common frog), 3845 nucleotides. It is a transcript of the gene ESCO2, whose product is annotated as establishment of sister chromatid cohesion N-acetyltransferase 2. Gene Ontology annotation, molecular function: protein-lysine-acetyltransferase activity. Gene Ontology annotation, cellular component: chromatin; nucleus. NCBI's taxonomy places the organism in Eukaryota, Metazoa, Chordata, Amphibia, Anura, Ranidae. The transcript has 10 exons. The coding region runs from base 133 to 2091 and encodes 652 amino acids. The record is from RefSeq and is a predicted model, not a curated record. Gene Ontology annotation, biological process: mitotic sister chromatid cohesion.